Molecule: messenger RNA, 3247 nt
Organism: Brassica oleracea var. oleracea
Lineage: Eukaryota; Viridiplantae; Streptophyta; Magnoliopsida; Brassicales; Brassicaceae
Product: protein EFR3 homolog
Exons: 20
Coding region: 212-2968 (918 amino acids)
Source: RefSeq, a predicted model, not a curated record
ACUUCUUUUUAAUAAUGAAAUAAAAGACGAGAGAGAGAAGAGCGAAGCCACCUCUGAGAAGGGCUAGCGGGAUUGCAUUUAUCUUCGCCCCCAGCUGCCUCUCUCGUCUCUCGUCUCUCGUCUCUCGUCUCAGCUCCGGGUUGAGAUCUCGGGAGCUACACACUGAAUUAGGGUUGCUGCUGGGGGGAAGAAGAAGAAGAAGAAGAAGACAAUGGGGGUUAUGUCCAGACGGGUCUUGCCCGCCUGUGGUAACAUCUGUUUCUUCUGUUGUCCUUCCUUGAGGGUUAGGUCAAGGCAUCCUGUUAAACGCUAUAAGCAAAUGCUCGCCGAUAUUUUCCCUCGUAAUCAGGAUGCUGAGCCGAAUGAUAGAAAAAUAGGCAAGCUUUGUGAGUAUGCGUCAAGGAAUCCUUUACGAAUCCCAAAGAUCAAUGAAUACCUUGAGCAAAAAUGUUACAGAGAAUUGCGAAAUGGGAAUAUCGGAUCAGUUAAAGUCGUCUUGUGCAUUUACAAGAGAUUGCUUUCAUCAUGUAAGGAGCAGAUGCCUUUGUUUUCCUGUAGUUUGCUAACCAUUGUCCCAACUCUUUUGGAGCAAACAAAAGAUGUUGAAGUUCAGAUCUUGGGUUGCUAUACCCUUGUUGACUUUAUAACCUUACAGACUGAGAAUUCACACAUGUUCAACUUAGAAGGUCUAAUCCCUAAACUUUGUCAACUUGCUCAAGAAAUGGGGGAUGAUGAAAGAUUACUCCGAUUACGGUCUGCAGCAAUGCAGGCUUUGGCAAUCAUGGCAUCUUUCAUUGGUGAGCAUUCCCAACUAUCAAUGGACUUGGAUAUGAUUAUCUCUGUGAUUCUUGAGAAUUAUAUGGAUUUGGAGAAGGGUCAAGAAGAUACAAACGAACUUAAUCCUGUGACUGACUAUAACUUGGAGAAAAACAUGGAGAAUUCGAAGAGCGCUUCAUACUGGUCUAUGGUUUGCCUCUGCAAUAUAGCCAAGUUAGCAAAGGAAACUACAACUGUUCGUCGUGUUCUGGAACCGCUUUUGAAUGCUUUUGACAGUGGUGAUUACUGGUCUCCACAGAAGAGCGUUGCCCCUUCUGUUCUACUGUUUCUGCAGUCUCGUCUGGAAGAAUCAGGAGGGAGCUGUCAUGUGUUGGUAUCUUCUUUGAUCAAGCACUUGGAUCAUAAGAAUGUGACGAAGCAACAAGGUAUUCAAGUUAACAUGGUUAAGGUAGCCACAUGCCUUGUGGUGCAUGCUAAGCAGGGGGCUUCAGGAGCGAUGACUGCUGUAAUAGCUGAGCUGAUUAAGCACUUGCGGAAAUGCCUGCAAAAUGCAGCUGAAUCGGAUCUCUCUGCUAAUGAAACGAAGCAGAACUCUGAGCUUCAGCAUGCUUUAGAAAAUUGCAUUGCGGAGCUCUCAAAAAAGGUUGGGGAUGCAGGGCCUAUUCUUGAUAUGUUGGCGGUGGUUCUUGAGACUAUAUCCACCAAUGUAUACGUUGCUAGGACCACAGCAUCAGCCAUUCUCCGUGCUGCACUUAUAGUAUCAGUGGUCCCAAAUGUUACUUACCACAAGAAAGUGUUUCCAGAUGCCUUGUUUCACCAACUGCUCCUUGCGAUGUCACACACAGAUUGUGAAACUAGAGUUGUGGCACACAGUAUAUUCUCAGUUCUGCUUCUUGGAACUCUUUGUUUGCCUUGGUCAGACCAACAUAAGGAAACCUCAGAUGCUGUUGAGGAAUCCUUAAACAGUGAUCAGUAUAAAGAUGUAAACCACACAUCCUUGAGUAGCUUAAAGGAUGUAGAUGGUGGCAUUAAGUCGCUAUGUUCACUCAGACUCAGUAGUAAUCAAGUGAAUAUGCUCCUUUCAUCCCUAUGGAUCCAAGCAACUUCCACCGGGAAUACCCCUGCGAAUUUUGAGGCUAUGGCCAGCACGUAUAGUACCACUAUUUUGUUUUCACUAGCAAAGAGAUCAAAGCACAUGGCUCUGGUGUGGUGUUUUCAGCUAGCAUUCUCUCUUAGAAAUCUCUCGCUGAAUCAAAAUGGAGGUUUGCAGCUCUCUCGUAGAAGAUCGAUCUUCACAUUUGCAUCAUACUUGCUCAUUUUAAGUGCCAAGAUCUCCAAUAUACCUGAGCUAAUUCCAAUAGUCAAAGAAUCUUUAACUGCUCAAAUGGUUGAUCCUUGUCUUGUUCUGGAAAGAGAUAUCAGACUUCGGGCUGUAUGUUCUGGAUCUGAGACAGAUGAUAGUGAUGCUCUCAACUCGUCAGUGGUUGUUGCAAAUGAUAGUCGCCUGAAGGAUAUCGUUAUCACUCAUUUUACAUCGAAGUUUCCGACAUUAUCCGAGGAGGAGCAAUCAAAUCUGAGAAAGGAGAUUAACUCAGAUUUUUGCCGAGAUGAUGCACACCCUCUUGUUGCACCAUUGUUCAUGGAUACAGCUGGAUCUGAUUCUCCUCUUAAUCAAAUAGAGCUUCCAGCUUUUGAAGAGGUUGAGCUUCCAGCAAUAGUAGCAUUCGAAGGCAUUUCCCCGGGUGUUAGUGGGAGUCAGUCUGGCCACACAACAUCAUUGUCCACAAACACUAACCCUGUAGAUGUUCUGAGUGUCAACGAGUUGUUAGAAUCGGUGUCAGAAACUGCUCGGCAAGUUGCAAGUCUCCCUGUUUCCUCGCUUCCUGUACCUUAUGACCAAAUGAUGAACCAGUGUGAAGCACUUAUGAACGGUAAGCAGCAAAAGAUGUCUGUUCUUAGAAGUUUCAAACCCGAAGCAGCCAAAGCUAUAACUUUCUCUGAAGAAGAUGAAAAGGAGGAAGUCUUUCUUCUCAAGGAGACAGAAGAAGCUAAUGAAGAUGAUCAGAAGGCACUGGCACCAGUCCAACCUCAAGGCCUGCUCGCAUCCUGCUCACACGGAGUGGAACAAGAUUCGUUUCGGUUACCUCCUUCAAGCCCCUACGAUGAAUUUUUGAAAGCAGCCGGAUGUUAAAACCAUGCAUAGAAGGUAUAUAUAUAUAGACACGACACACACACACACAAGGCAUAGUAUAAUAUAAUAUGAUCAAGUGUGGUCUUCUGCUUCAUAUAUUCUUUAGUCACAAUCUUGGCUCUUUCUGGAAGCUACUAUGAUUGUGGUAGUUUAGGAUCCAGAACUAUGAUUGACCACUCAAUGUUUGUGUCUGAUUUGUUCUGAGCUUGGAUUUUGUAUGUGACAAAUGGAAUAAAUGAGUCAAAAGUAGUUUGAUGGAGAAUAUUAGUAGAAGAUAUA